UUUUCCGCGUGCUUUUCCAUCCUAGGAAACGUAAAUUCGGCUGUGUUAUGGUCUAUGGUUAUGGUAUGGUGGAAGUAGAUGAAAGUUAAUGGCCUGUCCAUGCUAACAUGAUGGGGACCGACAGUAAAGUGGUCUCCGGUCAGUUUCAAACAGUCUCUCUGUCAGAGUCUCAGUUGGACUUCCCCGGGCAGCCGUACUCCGUGUCCGUCCUCAAAGCCGGGUACUGUCUCCCUCAGCCCGGCGGCACGUUCAGAGCGGACGGGACCAUCACACUCAUAACCGGACCCAGGACUAUUCUGGUGGACACCGGGGGCCCGUGGGACCGGGACUUUCUCCUAGCGACGCUGAAAGAGAGGGGUCUGGACCCGGGGGACGUUAACGUGGUCGUGGGGACUCACGGACAUUCAGACCACGUAGGAAACCUGAGUCUGUUCCCAGCAGCGAUGAUGAUAGUCGGGUAUGAUAUCAGCGAAGGGGACACAUACCGGCCCAACAAGCUAGCAGAGGGACAUGCCUACUGCGUUGACGAGCAUGUGUCUGUAGUUCCCAGUCCCGGACACACGGGACAAGACGUCAGCGUCCGGGUGACGGGAACCUCGGCGGGCACGGUGCUCGUUGCUGGGGACUUAUUUGAGUCCUGCGCAGACGAGGACAGCUGGCGGGACCUGAGUAUGAACACUGCGACGCACGAGGUCAGUCGCCGGGAGGCGCUGCGCACCGCUGAUGUCAUCAUACCGGGGCACGGACUCCCUUUCAGAGUCCUCAGGAACUGAUGAACCAACACAUCCAUAGGGCCUGUUCUGACCCGGUAUUACGAUCUGAUCCUGAGUGGACAGCUGUAGGUGUGUGUGUGUUUUCACCUGUCUGUAGAAUGUGUCUCCAUGUGCCUCCUUGGUGACCAUUUCCGACUCAUUUCCGUUAGCAUAUAGGCUGGUUGUGUGUUUUAUAAUGUCCGUUUCCCAGCCGCUUCGUUGACCAGGAGUUUCACCGCCGACUCCAGACAGCUGUGUAGCUCUGGUAAUGCGAGACUAAAGAAAUAACAAAAGGAGAUGACACAAGAGCAGGGAGUUUUGGACAGCCGGGGGUUAUAGGAGCAGACGGCACGCAGGAACAAGAACACAGACCCACUACUAACAGAAUAUGAUAAAAAACCUUAAACGCACGAUUCACUCUUAGGGCCCUAUCUGGCACCCAGCGCGAAGCCCGACGCGAGUGUCUUUGCCAGUUUAAGACCGAUGCAGUCGUCAAUUUCCCAUCCAGCGCCCACAUUGUUUAAAUGGCAAAUGCAUCUGCAAUUAUCUUUGCGCCCAUGGGCGUGCUGCUCUUACAGGCAAGUGUGUUCAGGUGCAUUCUGGGCGUAUUGCUAUCUUGAGG
Molecule: messenger RNA, 1374 nt
Organism: Perca flavescens (yellow perch)
Lineage: Eukaryota; Metazoa; Chordata; Actinopteri; Perciformes; Percidae
Gene: mblac1
Product: metallo-beta-lactamase domain containing 1
Exons: 2
Coding region: 108-773 (221 amino acids)
Source: RefSeq, a predicted model, not a curated record